Ailuropoda melanoleuca (giant panda) is the source of this 569-nucleotide messenger RNA. Its product is annotated as BAF nuclear assembly factor 1. Lineage: Eukaryota; Metazoa; Chordata; Mammalia; Carnivora; Ursidae. The transcript has 3 exons. Gene Ontology annotation, biological process: chromosome organization. Gene Ontology annotation, molecular function: DNA binding. Gene Ontology annotation, cellular component: condensed chromosome; nucleus. The record is from RefSeq and is a predicted model, not a curated record. The coding region runs from base 157 to 426 and encodes 89 amino acids.
AUUUGCUUUUCAGGCCGGGGAGCCGCUCAGGCGGGCUCGCUGCCUCCUUAGCCCACCAAGGUCACAGAGGGAGUGACCGCUUCUGGGAGGGCCCAGGCUACCGAGCCUGGGAAGCUUCCCACUGCCCCGCCUGCGCCGCCGAUUAAGCUAAUCAAGAUGACAACCUCCCAGAAGCACCGGGACUUCGUGGCAGAGCCCAUGGGGGAAAAGCCAGUGGGGAGCCUGGCCGGGAUUGGUGAAGUCUUGGGCAAGAAGCUGGAGGAAAGGGGCUUUGACAAGGCCUAUGUGGUCCUUGGCCAGUUUCUGGUGCUAAAGAAAGAUGAAGAUCUCUUCCGGGAAUGGCUGAAGGACACAUGUGGUGCCAAUGCCAAGCAGUCCCGGGACUGCUUCGGGUGCCUUCGAGAGUGGUGCGACGCCUUCUUGUGAGGCUCUCUUGGGGAGCCCCCAGUCCCUAGCCCCAGCAUUGAGUCUCCAGAGUUUGCAGCCGCGUGGGGACUCCUCCCCUGUCCUCUACAAAGGAAGAGAUUGCUGUUGUCGUACUCACGUACUUCCAGGUCUUUUGGGGGUUC